AGAGAGUGACUCCCGACUGGUUGAUUGAGCAUGUGGUGCCAAGGACACAUGCCUUUUACGACGGUGUCAACGACAUUUCGCUUCACUUGGCUCUGCCUCUUUUGUGGGCUGCUCUUGACGAAUCUUGGGAGGAGAGGAUGGAGCCUCCCGUUCGUGUUAGGAUCCAAGAUGCGUACGAGCGCAUCAAGGCCGAUAUUCCUGUUGGCGUCAACCCUGUGGUGAAAGUGCCUCUCUCUAUUUGGACGCACAACACCAAGCUCCACAUCAACGAAAUCGAGCCGAUGGAUACGGGAGGUGGCGGUGGCACGGCUGGUGGCACUACGGGAACGACCGGCCAGGCAAGCACUCGUCAAGUUGCCAAUCAGUCUCGGCAGGUGACGGCUAUGCAAACGCAACAGCAGGUACGAACGAACGAGGAGAUUCUGACAAGGAUUAUUGCGCAGCACAACCAGCUCCAGCAGCUCAUUGCGCAGGAAGGUAGGACCCGCGACAGUUCGGCUGCUGCUUUGAGAGGUUGGUUGGAGACUUGGCUUGGCGCGGAGCUGACGAAACUGAAUGGAAAUAUUUGCAGGAUUGCUGUUCAGCCUCCAAGGAUGGCAACACCUGAUCAGGUAGAUGGUAAUCUUUUUAGAAAUGGGUUGACUGUGGAAAGGACUCGCCGGAAUGGCCAGACUAGCCUCAGGUACAGACAAGCUGUGGCCACCACCCCUGCUGAUAGUAGGCCUGCCAAGCUAGCCAAGUACAGAACUGUUGGCUCUGCUUGGCAAGAGUGGAUGCAUGGUAUUGGUGGCAACAAGCCAGCCAAGAACUUCACUGCUGAAGAUAUCAGGGCUUGCAAGUCAACCUACUCCAGGAGGAAGCCACUCUGGACUCUCAUGGCUACACUUGUCAAUGCUCAGAAAGCUCCAGCUUGGGUCAUCUCCAAGAUUGAGGAGCAUUACAAAGGAAGUGUUUUGAAUAUUACUGCUGCCAUCAAGCAGGACACCAUUAUGGGCAGUCUGCAUGAGGAUCUUUGUAUUGUUCGUGCUCAGUAA
Messenger RNA from Seminavis robusta, 1034 nucleotides. Lineage: Eukaryota; Bacillariophyta; Bacillariophyceae; Naviculales; Naviculaceae. The record is from the annotation of a GenBank genome assembly.